Messenger RNA from Paramuricea clavata, 24640 nucleotides. Lineage: Eukaryota; Metazoa; Cnidaria; Anthozoa; Malacalcyonacea; Plexauridae. The record is from the annotation of a GenBank genome assembly.
CAAAUAAAGAGAAAAAAUCUUUUCAUAGGCACUAUAAUGACACUUUUCCAUACACUAUAAUGAAUAUAUUUUGCCGCAGGUCCUGUUUCGGCUGCCCUGACGAUAUGUGAAAAAAUGUCAAAGGCUGUUUUCCACAACAGUUUAAAGUGCUUAGAGUACAUCUUGGAAAUUUACGAUCAACUACCUGAUUCAUCUCGAUCAAAAAUAAUAUGGAUCGAUGGGAACUCUCCACUUUUUACAUUUACAAAAAAAUGUUGCUGGGCAGCUAUGAGAAUAGUUGAGAAACAUCCAAGCUUCAUAAAAGACGUCGUGGAUGAGCCUGGGAGUGAUGGGUCUACGCCCUUACUUGUUGCAGUCAAAAGAAACCACAUAGAAGUAGUGAAAUGGUUGAUGAACAACUCUGGAAUGAAACUGCAGAUUGAGAGAAGAAACCGCAAAGGAGAGACAGCAAUCUAUCUCGCAGCUCUGAACGGCCAAGCUGAUGUAAUAAAAGAAAUGUUGGAGAGAUGUACGUAAGACCAACAAUCAUGUAACACAUGACGACCAUGAGCUGAGCAUAAGCCUUCAUAGUAAAUGCUACUCACUCAACAAAACUAUACUUAACUGAUAAAAAGUUUUGAUAAUGAGAAAUAUUGCAAAACAUUCCCAAAGAAGGAUUCCCUACGACCCCUGGCGCGAUGAUAAACCUUCCCCCUUUCCCAAUAUUUUGUGAAGUGUCCAUCACUUAAUUUAAUUAACAUGCAUGUUAAUUAUUGAGCUGGCAUCCUGUAAAAAACUUACGAACACGCAGCUUUAUCAGCUUAACAAACAUGCAAAUUUGUUUUCCCAUGAGAACAGACAUUAAGUGUUUUGUAAUAUAGCUGACUUUACGAAAAUUUCACAUAUGAUUUUGGAUGUGAAAAUUAUCUUUUGCCCACGGAGCGAUGAUGAAGGUUGGGGGGGGGGGGGACUGCUUUUCAGAUGAUGUAAGUUCGCGGCGCUCCUAUAUAGGGUUUGGGGUCAUGCCUCCCAGAAACGUUUCGGAUAAUUACAAGCUUGAAAAAUGCAUUUCCAGCUACUUCCCAAACAUACAGUAGGCAAAUAAAUUUUUGAAAACACGUGUCCAAGGUAGGCCUAAUUGAAAUUAGUAGAGAAUUAUAGUAUCACCUCAUGCACGCAUGAGUGGAAAAAGAACAAUUACGGGUCAAGUCGGUAUGUUAUAAGAAACGGUAUAAAGUUAAACGUUACUCUGCUCUGAAAUAAUGUACCAUAUCAUUUAGAUGCAUCUUCAAAAGAACACCGAGAAAGUUUACUUACCAAUGAAGACCUGUACGGAGAAGGUCAUUCAAUACUUUAUCCAGCGUCGCAGAGUGGUAACCCCAAUAUUCUUGAUGUUCUGAUGGAAGAAGAGCAGGCAUCCUUAUGUCUACAAAAAGAAUUGCAACACUUUGACUCAGUCAAGUUUUUGGGCAACGUCUGUGUGUCAGGAUGUGAGAAACUCUUGAAUGUCAUACUGGAGUUAGAAAAUGAUUUAUUAAUCGGAGAUUGGAAGGAUGAAAAUGGAGCAACACCUUUAAUGCGGUAGUAGGUUUACAAACGUAGUUGAGGUGAAAUUUAAAUUGAGCUAAGCUGAACUCAACUCAUCUCAACUGGACUGGAGUAAAAUAAACUAAACUAAACCGCACCACACCACACCACACCACAUGCCACACCACACACCACACUACACUAUAAGUGAAGAAGCUAGUAAAACUAGGUUAAAGUAGUUAGCAAAACACUCGGCUAAAGCUUCGUUUUUGACACGAAUCUCUCGUGUUCUCUUAACUUUACCGUCGCGUGCUUCGAUGGUCCGAUAACUUGAUAUAGGAACAGUACACCUUUGGUAUUUUUUAAGUAGGUAUAUUAUGUAAAAUUACCCUUAAGCUUGAACAAUCUGUUUUGAUACUUUGUAGGGUAGCUGAAGCUGGUAAAUUGGAAACUGUUAAAAUUAUAUUGGGAACUGAAAGUGGCAAUACCACAAUCUCGAUGUGUGACAACAAUGGGAAAAAUGUCUUUCACUAUGCUGUGAAGUACCCAGCAGUCGUCGAACAUCUUAUAAUGGUAGGUCAUCAACAUGUAUGUACAUGCAUUAGUUAAUUCGGGCAAACGGUAGUUUCUUUAUGGGACGUCGACACCAACGAUUUUUUUCUAGGUUGAUCCCACACAAGAGUCGAGUUAGGACAAGAAUAAUAAACCGGUUCGGAGGUUGAAAUUUAAUGAGAUUCGGGAUAAAAUCUAGUUCAUCAAUUGAGCAUAUAACGAGACUGCUACGUUUUCGGUUUUGAAUUAUUGAUUUUUGGAAGGAAGAAGGAAGAUUGUCAUUAAGGAAGCAUUAUCAGGAACAAAGCAUUAUCUGCAGGCUAUCCUAAUUGAUGGUCUAAAUAGGUAGUUUCGAUAAUUCCAUCUCAGCUUCAUGUGAUGAAUGAACUGGAACAUUUGAGUGGGAGUGACUUUCCGCUGCCUGAGGCAUGACAGGAUUUGGCUCUCGGUAACGUUUUCAGCAAUCCUAGUUGAAAAGUAUCACUUUAUUUCGAUACGUUUUCUUUUUACGUCGGUGAAUCCUUGAACGGGUUCUGUGGACGGUUCAUUUUGCGCAUAGACAAUUUACUGCAUGGUAAUUCUCUUGAUUUCGCAUUUGGAUUUGCUAUUACCAUGAAGCGGAGGGCUUAUUUGUCUGCUUACUUUGGCUUCCUUACGCCUGGACCUUGUUUGUCUUGACUGCUUUGGCAUAUGAUUUUGGUAGUUGAUGUUGUUGUUGUUGUUGUUGUUGUCCGAACGAACUUGACGACGUGAGAGUCGCAGGUACUGCAUUUGACGAAAUGCACAUAAGUAUCAUCAAUGUUAUCAAAUAGAUACUAUAAUUAGACAGAUAAAAGGUUUAUUUAAAUAGGAUAUCCAGUCAGUAUAAAAUUCUACUGGAAUCAAGAAGCGCCGUGUGAAAUAAAUUUAACAAUACACAAAUUACAAUUUAUAAAACUUGAAAACUACUGUACGUACAAAAACUAGUAAAUGUAAACAUCAACAACAUUAAAAUUAUAUAUAAAUACAAUGAUUUAUAAACAACAUAUUAUAUACGGAGGUGAAGAAGAUUACUCUGUCUAGUUUUUCCUGAAGUGAUACCAUGAUUAAAUGUAAAAUAAUUCAUUAAAAAUUGCGAUACAUUGUUCAUAAGAGAUUUCGUAACUAAUUUAAAAGCAUAAAAUCGUCGCCGCUUGGAAAGAGUGCCCAUCCCACCGGCAGAACAGCAUCCAGGCCCGGAGCUACGGAGGGAGGGGGGUGUGACCCCCCCCAGAAAUUGUAUUCAGUCGGCAGGACUGCUAUUCAGUCGGUAGGACUGCUAUUCAGUCGGUAGGACUGCUAUUUGGGUUAAAUAUUUUCGCGCAAAGGGCUUAUAAGAUAGUGGUCGCAUAUUUAGAAAAAUUUUUUUGAUAAAUGGAGAAAAUUUGUGAUGUCUGGAAAAUUUGUUUGAUUUUCCGAAAAAUAUUGGUACGUCCGGAAAAAUUUUUGGACCCCUAAAAUGGUACACUGACCGAAAUUUUUUUGGCGACAGGGGGGGGAGAUCGCCAAAAAUAAUUUGUUCCAGAAAAAAAAUUUUCGGCACUGGUCGGUUGAAAUGACCUUACACCCCCCUGAAGAAUUCCCUGAGGACGGCCCUGACAGCAUCACAACACUGGAAUUCAAAAUAUGUCUUUGCAGCACGAUUUGCAAGCGUUCCAACCUAUCUGCAUCAUCUCAGCUUAUUGCAGCAUGUCUAUAUACUGUGUCGCAGUAUCAUCUUAUAAGAUGAAACAGUAGUUAGACGCUAAUUGUUUCUUCUCUUAUGUUGAUUUUCAGUUGAACAAAAAUAGAGAUACAAUCAACAAAAAGGCUAAGGAUGGUAGUACUCCAUUACAACUUGCUGCCGAAGGAGGAUUUAUUGAGGUACCUUUUACAAGGCACAUAUAAAUAUCUUGAAAUAAUAGUGUGCUGUUUAAUCAUGCAAUACCUCGAACACAAGGGAAGAUACAGAUUGUGACUUGCUUUUGCAGUCGUGUAUAUAACGAUCUCCUGCGACCACCCCAAACUAUAUUCACGUUUUCUCCGCCCACUUUUCAUGUUUCAAAUUUUCGACAGGUUUCUUCUGCUUGGAGUUUUCGAUGGCGUUGUAUUCUAUAAGCAUGUUUAUAGUCGAAAUUACAGUAUAGAAUGCGGGGAGUGUGAUUUACCGAAUAUAUAUAUAUAUAUAUAUAUAUAUAUAUAUAUAUAUAUAUAUAUAUAUAUAUGCCUAUGCUAUAUAUAUAUAUUCAGUGAAAUCCACUCCCCACAUUCUGUAAUCACUGAUUAAUUAACUAUCUACCUGUCUAACUAUCUAACCGACUGGCUGGCUGACUGACUGGUUUGACUAGCCGAGUAGCUGAGAAACUAACAUCACUUUAACUUAGAUUUCACUGACUAUGGUGGGGUUGAUCAACCAGAUAUAAAGAAGUUAAAAAAUAAGGUUACUGAUAAGAAAGAACGAAAAUUAUUUAUAAAUUAAAUUACAACAAAAAUAUCACUAAAUUCAAGAGCAUGCAUCAGUCAAACCUUGUUUUAAGCACUGCGAUCUGAAACGACUUAACGGGAUAGUUUGUUCUUAGGCGAUCAGACAGGUUGGCUUAGAAAAUUAUAAUGAAUAGUUUAGGGUGGUCGCAGAACACGUUUUGUUAACGGUGUUCAUGAUCAUUCAUGGCUAGAUGCAGUUGACGGUAUCACAUGCGUAAAUCGUAUGUUUUGCGUUGUUUUUUUUUUAUAUCUUCUAGAGCUUUAAAAUGUUGUUAGGAUACAUCACAGGUGAAAAGGAUCUAUUUUAUCCUCCUUUUGUCGGCUAUACGACCAUCGAAGUACUAGAAUUAGCUCUUGACGAUUGGAAAUUACGUGAUGAAUUAGCAGCAUCAGCUUUUCUUCGCGGAAGUUACAAGUACCCACCUCUCCAUAGAGCUGCUAGAGUAGGAAAUAUUGAGAUGAUGCAACUUUUACUUGAUAAAGGUGCUGACGGCAAACAAAGAGAUAGGUAACUAUACUUUAAGAUAUGACUUUUGAAGAUCCUUCGUUUUUCCAGGCUUCUUAUUUUCAUUUUUGAAUUUUCGUGUUGUUUACCAAGCAAAUGCAAUGGACUUUCUGUCUUAUUCGCCUCAAGAAAAAAUUACGCCAGUAGGCAAUAAAGAGAAAUGAAUUUAUCAUUUUAAAACUACUGUAAUGUAUAAUGUAAUAAUGAUACUAUUUUAGCAUGAGAAAGAAAAUAUGAAGCAUUGCCAUUGCCUUCAAACGUGAAGGUCCAGACACACCGGACGCGAUUCGACAACGCGACGCGAUUUUUUAGUUUCUGAAAGUUAAUAAAACAGCCAAUGAGAGCACAUUUUGAAGAUAUGUUGAUCAAAUAACUCAAAAGGUUAUAACGCUUCUAAAUAUUUGGAAAAUAUAAACUAAGAUCAAAGUUAUCGGUCAGUGAAAAUUAAUAAAUCGCGUCGGGUUGUCGAAUCGCGUCCGGUGUGUCUGCAUGGACUUUUAAGUUUAAACUGACUAUUAUCAGAAGUCAUUCACAGCUUUAAAACACUCGUUAAAUAAUUGGUGAAUAUACCUAACAACAGUAGAUUUAUCAUAUAUAUAGAGCGUUUUGCACUCAUUCCCCAGGGACCAACUCAACAAAAGUCAUGGCGGCCAUGUUGGUGUCAACCAGUAUCUUAUUUGAAUAUAGGCUACUAGAUGGAACAGCGCUUCAUAGUGCUGGCAACCGUCCUGCUGCAGAAUUUCUGAUCAAGAAAUUUCCAGAGAUGAUUGAUUACACGGAUAAUGAUAUGGUUACAGCGAGUGGACGAGCAUUUGUGGAAAACAAAGUACAAAUCCUGAAAUUUCUUUUGAAGAAUGGAGCCCAAAUGACAAGCGGAAAGAACAGGAGAAAUAUAUUUGAUUGCGAUUAUUACGAGGAAGCCAAUGAGGCUACGAUCAUGAUAAUAAUCAAUUUCUGCUUGGAGGACAACGGACCAAAUCUUCGAAAGGUAUAUAUAUAUCGUUUAAUAUAUAGAUCGAGUUUAAUAAUAACCUAUUUAAUAAUAAUAAUAAUAAUAAUGAUAAUAAUAAUAAUAAUAAUAAUGUAAAUUAUGUAAAGUUUCACAUAGAUAGAGCUGUUGAGUCUCCACUCUGUAGACUUUGUGGGGAAAAGGGAGAGCAUAUAACACACUUGAUAAGUGAAUGCAAGAAGCUAGCACAAAAAGAGUACAAACGAAGACAUGACAAUGUGGCUCGCAUUGGACACUGGAAGCUAUGUGGUUUGUACCAACUAGAGAAAGCUGAAAAAUGGUAUGAACACCAACCAAAUGGAGUAAUUGAAUCAGAUAAUGUAAAGAUUCUCUGGGAUUUUAACAUACAGUGCGAUCAUGUGAUUGAAUGUCGAAGACCUGAUAUUGUAGUGGUUUUAAAGAAGGAAAAGGAAUGCAAGAUCAUAGACAUCGCAGUUCCAGGGGACUGUAGAAUUGGUAUAAAAGAAACAGAGAAGGUAGAAAAGUAUGAGGAGUUGAAGAGGGAAAUUCGGAAAAUAUGGGCAAUGAAAAAAGUAGAAGUCAUUCCAAUAGUAGUAGGUGCCUUAGGAGCAGUUAGUAAUAAUUAAAACUGGAUAAGUGGAUUGAGAAAUUGGGAAUACAUAUAAGAAUAGAACUUCUACAAAAAACAGCAUUGUAAUAAUAAUAAUAGAAAAAUACAGUGGACUUAUGUUAAAAAGCUCCAUUGCCCGAGACAUAAACGAUGAUAUGAUUUAUGUCUUUCAGUUCUAGAUAUAAUGUUACCUAACACAAUUUUCGUUAAUUCUAGUAGAAUAGUCAUGUUUAUGUGCGACAAGGACGUGGUGACAGGGAUAGUUUCUGUCACGAAUAAUUGCCUCUAUUUCUCGAAGAGUUAGUUUCUUUUUUCGCUAAGCGAAGGAAGUGCCGGCGUCGCCCGGCAAACCAAUAAUGCGUAAAUGUCUCCUUUGGAUACGUUCAAGGUCGUUCGCUAAGUAGAGAGGCGGGCCAUCCACGACUGGUGCAGCAUAUUCAACAGGCCUAGGAGUCGAAUUUUGGUGCAGUAAGUUGCAAGACCGACUUCCGUAGGAAGGUGGGCCUUCCACACUGAUCUAAUAUCACUAUAUCGGUGGCCUUCCUAUAGUUCCUACACUGCAUUAGAUGGUGUGAUCUCCUAUUUCUAUCACGGGUAAUUUCUUUAAUGCGAGAAUUCCAUUUCAUGUUACUUUGACAACCAACACCAAGUAUUACUAACUGCAAUGUAUUUACUCUUUCGAUCAUAUUACGCAUGCGUAGCGCUCUUCCCCAGGCUCCCUCGAACUGACCUCAGGUUCUUGGCAACGUUCAUGGAGCUAUACAUUGUCAGUCAAGAACAUCUCGGAUUUUCAUGUUUGCAUUCUAACGCCAUCCAAUUGGUUCCUCCUGCCAUGGUAAUUAUCGCAGAGCAACCGUGAUCCAACGCUUUAAAUAAAGUCCUACCAAUUCAUUAUAGAGGUUCAGAUUUGACAGCCGCUACCGAUAUCAUUAAGGGACCAUCAACAAUCAGAUGCGUUUGAUAUAUUCAAUUAACCAAUAGAUGCGUACUAAGCCAGUUAGGAGAAACUGGGGAAGGAGCGCCACCUCUUGAUGAUUUCAGAUUAUCACAAAACGUGUCUAAAGUGCAUGAAAUAGCAUUUCGCAGACCCUAAAAAUAAAAAUAUUUCGGGGAACGCUAGCACUAGCCGGGCGAUUAGACCCCCUCCUCCGCCACUCGUUUGGGACUGGUUAUCCCCCUAGUUGGAAGUGGAAGUGACAUUAUCUACCAGUUUGUUUUUGACUAGAUGUCUGACUAGCAUGCGCUGUCAAGAUUCUGGCUAGUUCUCAUCUAUAGUAGUAGGUACAGUUUUCGAUCCAGAUUUUUGAGCUGGCGUAUGAUCGAGAUGGCGGAUUAUCAAUGGCACAAAAGGAGGUGGUGUGUUUGUGUGAGGUGGAAGGAAGUGAAGUGAGGCAGAGGACUCAUUAUGAAUGUGUGACGUCAUACAUAAUACACCCGUUACAAGACUGAGCAUGUUUGGACGAAACAAACAUUAAGCUUAGCCAUCACAAUGGCAAUCUCGCAUUGCUAGAAAAACAUUUAACCUUUUAGACUAUUUAUACAGUAAAGGCAAGAUAGAAUAAUUUUAUAUACGAGGAAUUAUAUACGGAAGAUAGUGUAAUAGAAGUAAAAAAAACAUAUAGGACAAUGUUUUAAAGCGGUAGUCAAGUCCGUUUGCGCAUGUAUAGAAAUUGCCAAACUGGUUCUGGUGCUUCGUCUACCAUCCCUUCUCAGGCCAGGAAUCGGGACUGUAUAAAAACGCUUUAUUUAUUCUUACGGUAGUAAAAACUAUAUAAAUCUCGUCCUCGUCGCCAAAAUUGUCAUUUGAUUAAAUCAGCUUACAGUAAUAACGCAACAAGGAGCCAUCUAUGAUCAAGCACAUGUCCUGCGCAGGCACAAGCAGUAACCAUAGUGAACACAUAACAAUUAUUUUCUACCGAGGAUUGUUCCGAGAUAUUGAGGCAUAAAAACAGCAAGCGAAUUUCAGCGAGAUUGUGCUUGGGCGUGCAAUGCAUCACCCUGAGACUCAUUUUAAAGUACUAUCUAACAUUAUCAUGCAUUUACCAUGAUAAAUGGUCUAAAUACGUUCUUCAAAGUAAUAUUAAAAGGUUUUUCCUUCAAAGUAAUAUUUAGUUUUGUCAUCACGACAAAAACGUUAUUUAAUUGGGUGACUUUAUGUUUAUGUUUCAGCUGAUGGACGAUUCUUGUCGUUUCAAUAACGACAGUUCCCAAAUGAUGUCAUGGCUCAUAAAGAACUGCCUUGGUGCUGCCGUAAAGAUUUUAGACCAAUGUAUUUACAAAAAAAGGAAAAGAGUUUACAAUCCAAAUUUAGGAAUCUUCUCUAAUAAUUGGGUAAUCAAUUAUUAUUUCUUCCCGCUCCAGCCAGUCAAGAGUAAGCACAAUUACAUAUUUUUAGUUUUAUACCGUAAACUUAUAUUGCAACCAUAAUCAUCUCGCAUAAAACUCAGAGUAAUAGCAACCAUAAGUUAAAGUUUAACUAUUGGCUUUUAUGCGCGGCUGACUGUCGAGAACUUGCGCAGACAAAACUGAAAUUUCUGAUUACUUCAUAUUUGGUAAACUAUAUUUACAAAACUUAUGAAGUAAACACAUUGUGUAUUUGCUAAAAAAUUGCAAUAGUCAUGUAUUGCACAGUGACGUAGCCAGGAUUUCUAGUCGAGGGGGGGGGGGGCGAAAAAUUCCCUGGGAGGGCCGAAGCAAUUCUACUCUGCGCUAGUUCGAAUAAAUUUGUUUAUUAUGUGAAAAUGUAUUUAGAUUCCCACGCUAUCCAUACAUAUAAUUGAAUUCUAGAGGAGGUAAAGUGCCAUUUUCAGCAUUUUGGGGCCUAUUUUAAUGCGUUUUGAUGAUUUUAAAUAACCAUUUAACACAACAACUCUACUUAAUCACAAAUGAAUCCAGAACAUUUGAAACAUAGGAAGAUAUAACAUUUCCAUUACAAGAAAUGAAAAUAUAAUGUACAUGUUUGUAUAAGGAGAGACCCCACAUUUUUCUGGGCACCCCCUACGUCACUGGUGUUAUACAGUGACGUACACUGGUAUUGUAUCAUGAUAAAGGGGGUGAUGCUCGGAACGUUAACAGUUGUUCUGAUUGAAUUAUUAAAGCAUUAAGGAGGAAGGAAACUUUAUGAACUUAUAUGCAUAUAAUUAUUCGCCGAAGGCGAGGUGAUUAUCGGUGAAUAAAAACCGAGACGAAGUCGAGGUUUUUAUUCACGAUAAUCACCGAGCCUGAGGUAUAAUUUCAUAGGUGAUUAUUUGGGAAAAAAUAAGAAAAUACACAUUUCUUUGUCAUUUAAUUGACAAAAAGGCUUCGGCCGCCAUUUUGAAAAUCGCUUAGGUGAUUAUCGCGUAAUAAUCACCUCAACGGCAACCAAUCAGCGUGGAGAAUUUUCAAUAAUCACCUAUGUAAUUAUACUAAAUGCAAAUAUACCCUAAAUGCAAUCUGACUUUCCUUUUCAGAUACUGCAGGAAAGCUUGAGACUAUUGAAAGUAUGGUUCAGUAUAAGCGGGAUGAGUGCUUGGCUCAUCCUGUUGUCAUCAAGUUCUUGAACCAAAAAUUGAAUUCUCGCAACGUACGAUUAUGGUUUGUUUGUAACGUUUGGCUGUACACGAUAUUUCUCAUCUCCCUGACUGCAUAUACUGCAAUCCAAACCAAAGGUGAGAGAAAUUAUUACACUGACCUGAAAGGUCAAGUGUCUUAAAUCCCUAAUUUUCUGGGGUUUUCGUGUUUUCUUCGUCGUCGAGAAAUCGAGUUUGCUGUUAGCGCAUCGCAGGCUCAGUUUCCAGUGUUCAAGUCGUUCCAAUUUACUAUACAGAUCAGUUUUCAAGAUGGCGGCCAUUCAAUGAGUGACUAUUUCAGUCUCAAAUAUUUUCUUUAUUUGUCAACGAAUUGACCGCGUUUUUCUGUGGAAGUUGACUUGUUUUCUUUCGUGCAACGUUUCUAGAUCUGGAAAUAAAAUAUCUGGAUCGCCGAGUUUUUCGAAUUUUAUACGUUACGAUCGGACUUACCGAGUUACGGAAUGUAAACAAUGUUGUCUGCGUUAGCGCAUCGCAUGCUCAGAGACCAUGUGCAUUUAUGGAUAACGUUUGUAUUUGUGAUUAUAAUACUUGUGUUUCAUUGAGCAUUACGAAAACAUCUCCUCAGGAUAACUUAGGAUAAUUCUGCGUAUCCACCCACUCAUGUAUCAAUCACGCCACGCUUUCAGCCUUUCACGCUUUGCGUUUGCGGUUCACUCGAUUUGUAUUCCUUGGCUAUUACAUUAUAACACGAAUGACGUCAUUUUCAGGUCAGCGUGAACGCCUGAGCAGGCGUCUUGUUUUAAUACAAUAGUACCUCGUUAAUUAUUUUGAAAGAAUAGUUCCUUCAUGAAAUAACCUGCCUUCAGUCAUCAAAUCUUCUUCCUUUGUGUUUUCCUUCAGGACAAAAUUCUAUCAAUAUUAUUGUUGUAUAAAACGUAACUUUGACUUUGUCUUUGAUGCAGAAAGGUCACGAACCUAAAAACAUUUUGUGUCAAAAAUUAGCGUCGUAAUAUCAACUGAAUCCCUGGGUAAUAGAUAGAGAAUACUAUAUCGCUACUGGGAAGUGGCUAAUAGAUAGAGAGAAAACUGGAUAAAAGACAUAGAGAAAACUGCUCGUAGAUAAACCGUUCUCAAAAGACCAAAAUAAAAAAAGAUUUACAAUUUAUGAUCGCAGUAAUAGUUUUAACAAAGCUUGUUUCGUUUGUUACAGUCAAAACGGAAAUACCUGCACACUUCCGCUUGUGUAGUUUGUUGUGUAAUACUGUACUUCUGUAGCUGCUGAAAAAAUGUUUGUUCAAAAAUCGUGCAUUAAGAUAUAACUAAUAACUGUUGUGGAAUUUAUUGAUUAGUCAACGCAUAUUCCAUCCAAAAUAAUGCUAACAAACAUUCAAAUAUAAGUCAAGAAUAAGCGGCUUCUUGUCGGUAAAUUUUUACAGAAAUACAGUGUUACACAACAAACUACAAUAACUGAAGUGUGCAGGUAUUUCCGUUUUGACUGUAAAGAUAAACGAACUAUGGAUAGACUAGCCUACGUCAUAGACUCAAACUCGUUCUGACUUACAUUCACACUGUGUAUUGAAAAAUUUCUACCAUAACAAUCAAGAUGAAUAGUUUUGGAUUUUUUUCAGGAAUGGUUUUAUCUCUUCUCUUUUUUAUUUUUACAGCCAUUUCGUCGAUGAAAAGUAAAAAAACAUUUACCCAGAGCAUGCUAAAAAUAUUGCUAAAAACGACUGCCGGCAUGCAAUAAUGUAAACAAUGUCAAAUUGAGCGGGCUAGAAUUAGCUCGCUAAUAUAUUCAUUUUAUAGCCCACAACACCCACUAAAGUUACUAAUAAUCGCUAAUGUAUAAAGAAUCAUGCUGAUAAAUGGAGAAUACUGGCUAGUAUAUAGAAAAAACCUAGCUAAUAGAGAGAAGCAAGUAAUGGCAAAACGUUCUAGUAGUUGUGGCAGCGAAACCUUUAGAUAGCUUCUUCUUUUAAAAAUGCGCCGCUGACGCGAAUACAUCGGACAAGCAAAGUUAACAAACACAAAAACAAUAUUGACCCCAACAACCUCAUUCCCAGAGUUUCAUCGCUGGCAGCGGCGAAACCCUGGAAACAAGGUUCUAAUGCCAACGAAAACGUUUAUUAUUGCUUCGUUUUCAGGCUUCUACAGUUCAAGAUCACCAGCAUUGUCCACUGUAACUCUCAUUUUUUGCAUACUUAACAUGCUUAAAGAAAUUUUCCAGGUUUGUAGCAGUGAAUUGCAUGGUCACUACAUUUCUAAGCAGCAUGGAUGGCGAUCGAGUGCUGUUAGCGCGCAACCUCUCAUUGCUGAGUUAAUAAAUUAAGCUCGGUCCGACGGAAUUAGCACUUGGAUGAGUGACUGUAUCCUAAGUGCAGUUGUUGGUUUUCUCCCUUGCUCCAAGGACUAUAUAAUUAUGUGGCACUCUAUUUUGACAUCGAUUUUUUCUCGUUUAGGCAAAAUUUGAUUGGAAUGGCUAUUUUCGUUCCAUCGACAAUUAUUUCGAAUGGGUGACGUACAUUUCUGCUAUCGCUUACGUCGUACAGCCAGCAGUCGAAAGAAGCGAUUUUCAGGUAGCUUCUGGAUCCCUUGCAGUAUUUUUUGGCUGGAUAAAUUUUAUUUGGUUUCUAAAGAGGUUCUCGCUAUUUGGAAUCUACGUCCUUAUGGCAAAGAAAGUUUUGAUCUCUGGCUUGAAAGUAAGUUCCAUUAAUUAAAUUCUUCAAAACUCUAUUAUAAAUGAACGGAGAAAUGAACAAAAGUGAAACAUUAAGAGAACGUUUGGCGGUUAUAAAGAUUGGUCUUCGUUCUCGAGAUAGGUUUUUAUAUCUACACAUCAUACAAUACAAGCAUUUCAUUUUACAAGCAUUCAUGCUCAGGAAGUACGUACAUGACGCAAUUGGUAAAUUAAAUGCAUGUAUAACUCAUUAGGACCGGAUAAGAUUCCGACCGAACUUCUGAAAGAUUCAAACGAUGUGGUCUGACUCCCCUUUCUUAACAUUAAUAUUUAAUUCCUCGAUUGGAAGAGGAAUGUUUCCGAAUGGUCUUAAAACAGCGAGAAAUGCACCAAUUUAUAAAUCUGAAAACAGAAACGCGUGGGGCAAUUAUCGGCCAAUUUCUUAGACCGCGAGCAGUCCCUCGUGGGAAAGGAGGGCGCCCAGAAAGCUCAACCUUUGGAAAGGAGGGACCGCUUGCAGUUUACCUAUUCUGUGCUUUCAAUAAUUGCUAAUUAAACUCUUUGAGACAUUUGUCUAUGAACAAUUAACUCAAUACAUUUUUAACCGAUAAUAAGAUUUCGAGUCCAUGCCAGUCCCGCUCUUUUAUGGAAUACUGAUUCGUGGUCACUGAAUAUGGAUGCUGUAAUGAUAAAUGGAGUACUUUUUCUUGAUUUAUGCAAGGCAUUUGACACGGUUGAUUAUAAAAUUCUUAUUAAAAACUAUUAAUUUACUGAUGUUCAAAACAAAGCCCUUGGCUGGUUCAAAACGUAUUUAUCAAUGCAACAUCGUCUCUUUGGAAGGUUACCUGGGAAUGACAAUUCAGGUAAAGCAUGCCGUGGUCCAACAAUGGGUGAGUUUGAUUCUGCAUUGCAUUGCGUCGCUAGAUUAAAAGGCCUAAAAAUUGCUAGUAUAAAUGUCAAUAGCUUAUUGAAACACAUUGAGGAAAUUAGGCAUCUGUUAUUUAAAUUUCCCUUCGAUAUUUUUGCUAUUAAUGAAUCCAAAAUAGAUGAUUCUGUAAUGGAUGGGGAAAUAAGUAUCCCUGGUUUUAACUUGAUAAGAAAGGACCGUAAUAGGGCAGGAGGCGGUGUGGUGUUGUAUAUCAGAGACAACCUAUCCUAUUUGGAUAGGAAUGACUUGGUGCCCGAUCGUCUUGAGAUGCUGUGUGCUGAAAUUACUCGCCCCUUUAGCAAGUCGCUUUUUGUCUGCACAUGGUAUAGGCCUCCGAAGUCAAACUUGAGCUUAUUUAAUGAUUGUGAUGUAUUUUUUCAAAAAUGCGAGUCUGAAAAUAAGGAAUUGAUUAUAAUUGGUGAUAUUAACUGCGAUGUUAUGAAAACCUCACCAGAUGCCCAUACACGACAAUUAAACUUUUUGUGUUCUCUUUAUCAACUUGACCAAUUAAUUAAUAAACCUACAAGAGAGACCAACACCUCGGCGACCUUGAUUGAUUUGGUCUUAACUAAUGCUAAAGAAAACAUUUCGACGUCUGGUGUAAUAAAUCUGGGGAUGUCUGACCAUAGUUUGAUUUAUGUGGUCAGGAAGUUCACCCUUCCAAAACUCAAACCUAAUGUGAAAGAAGUUAGGGAUUAUAAACAUUUUAAUGCUGAAUAUUUUAUUGGGGAUUUAGCCAGAAUGCCUUGGCAUGUAAUUAAUCAAUAUAAUAAUCCCAACGAAUGCUGGAGGGUAUGGAAAUCUUUCUUUAAUGAGAUAUUAAAUAUACAUGCGCCGAUUCGACAUAAGCGAGUAAAGGGGAACUCGGUCCCAUGGAUUACUCCGGAAAUUAAAUGUAUGAUGAGAAACAGAGACUAUCAUAAAAAAUAUGCAAUAAAACAUUCCUCACAGCCACAUUGGGAAAGUUUUCAAUUUCUGCGGAAUAAAGUGAAUGUUGAAAUGCGAAAUGUAAAAUCAAAAUAUUUUCAUGAUAAAAUCACUGAUUGCUCUGUAAUGAAUGACCCUAAAAAGACUUGGAAAUUAAUUAAUUCAUUAUUGGGAAAGAAUAACAAAUCCAACAAUGUGAAUGAGCUGCUGGUUGACAGCACGUUAGUUUCGGAUCCUAAAUCUAUUGCAGAUGCAUUUAAUGACUAUUUCAUUAGUAUUGGGUCGAAGCUAGCAGCAGAAUAUGUAGACGAGUCCUGUAGUAAUGUUGAUAAUCAGCCCAUAAACUAUAAUAUUAAUCAAUCCUCAGAUACUUUUUUUAAAGUAUCUCCAAUAUCCGUUGAUAGUGUUGCCUCGACCCUAAGAGGCCUAAAAGCAUGUAAAGCAACAGGUCUUGAUAAAAUUCCUGCUAAAAUUCUAAAAUUAUCUGCAAACAUAAUUGCACCCUCGUUGACAUUCAUCUUCAAUCUGUCGCUUGCAACGGGCGUAUAUAUAGAUGAAUGGAAGCGUGCUCGUGUUACGCCAAUAUUUAAAUCCGGGGAUAAAAGACAAUGUGAGAACUAUCGGCCUAUUUCAAUUUUACCGGUGGUGAGUAAAGCCUUUGAGAAGGAAGUUUUCCGUCAAGUAUAUAGAUACUUGUCUGAAAGCUCUCUUCUGUCAAAGUUUCAAUCUGGAUUUCGUCCAAAGCAUUCAACUGUAACUGCCCUCAUCCAAAUGUGUGAUGAGUGGCUAGAAAAUAUGGACAAUGGAAAGUUAAAUGGGGUUGUGUUCAUAGAUAUCAAAAAGGCAUUUGACUCUAUAAACCAUCGCAUUUUGUUAAAUAAAAUGAAUGAGCAAUUUGGAAUUUUUGGCGUAGAAUUAAAAUGGUUUGAGUCAUAUUUAACAAAUAGAGAACAGCAAUGUAAUGUUAAUGGAGAAUUAUCUAGCAAUAAAAUUAUCACCUGUGGAGUGCCCCAGGGAUCUAUACUGGGACCACUGCUGUUCCUAUUAUAUAUUAAUGAUUUGCCCGAUUGUUUGAAAUCAACUAAUCCAUGCAUGUACGCGGAUGAUACUCAAAUCUUUUCAUCUUCCUACGAUGCAAACGAACUUGUUGUAAAUUUAAAUUCAGAUCUUGCCCAUGUCUGUAACUGGCUUAAAGAAAAUAGGCUGCAGAUGCAUCCAUCAAAAUGUAAAAUGAUGUUUAUUGGCUCCCCGUAUAAUCUUAAUAAUAUAAUGUGUGAGGAACCCGUUGUGGCUAAUGCAAAACCCAUAUCACGAAUUGCUACACAAAUGUGCCUAGGAGUAAAACUAGAUGAAACCCUUAAUUGGGAUAGUCACAUUGAAAUGAUAUGCAAGAAGGCGAGCGCUGCUAUUGGCGCGAUGAAACGUAUAAAGCCCUUUGUUCCAAUGCAUACCUUAGAAUCGAUUUAUAAAAGUCUUGUGCAGCCCUACUUUGAUUAUUGUUCCCCCCUUUGGGACACUUGUGGUAAGUUGCUAAGAGACAAGUUGCAAAGAUUUCAGUCUCGUGCAGCAAGAGUCCUAACGGGUGCUAAUUAUGAUACUCGCUCAGCUGAUCUUCUCAACAUGCUUUCUUGGGAUACACUUGAAAAUAGGCGGUCUGGUGCCAAGUCAGUAUUAAUGUAUAAAAUACUUAACGACCACACUGCGCCAGGUCUCCGGGGGUCAUUCGUGAGAAGAGAAAUAGAUCAAACUAAUUAUCAUCUUCGAAACACAGCAACUGAUCUAACAAUUCCUAAACCGAAACGAGAAUUUCUUAAAAAAAGUUUUAAAUAUAGCGGCGCUAUGCUCUGGAAUCAACUCCCAAACGAAGCAAAAUUGGCCGAGUCGCCUCAUUCGUUUAAAUCAAUUGUUGGACAGCGACAUGCUUCCUAAUUAUUUGUAUAUAGUAACGUGUACAGUAUGUGUGUAUUAAUAUUUAGUUUAAAUUUUCCUUUUAAUGAUUUUUAUGAUCUAAACACGCCCCCCAUGGAAACCAGCCUAGAGUUGAUGGGGCUAGCGUGUUCUUCUUUCUGUUAAUUUUAAAUAAAGUAUUACCUACCUACCUACCUUCCACAGGGAUCCAACGUUGGCCAUCUCUUGUUUUUUGUUGUAUUUUAACGAUCUUCUGAAAUCCGAACUGUGCGAAGCCUUCACAUGCAGCAAUUAAUGUAUGCAGAUUACAAAACUCGUGGUUUAUCAAAAAUUUGGAUAACAUUUAUAAAUGGCUUCUUUCAAAUAAAUUAACAACCGAGUACAUGUUCAUUGGAACCCGCUUUAGUUCAGCCCACAUUUUGAUUAUUGUUCUAUGGUGUGGGGCAACUGUGGCGAAUCCUUGAAAGAAAAGCUACAGAAACCACUUCAAAACCUAGCUCCAAGAGUCAUUAUAGAGGUGAUUCGUAUGAAAUACGCUCUUCAGAUAUUUUGGACAAAUUAAAUGGAAAAACGCUUGUGGAAUGAAGAAAAGAGCAGCAACUAAAAUAUGUAUCGAAAGAUCUUGCAUACAAAUGUCCGCAGAACAUUUCAAAUUCUGAACGAUAUUAGUUAAGAAAUAAUAAUAACACACUAAUGUUGACGAAGCUCAAAACCAAUUCAAUGAAAAGGACUUUCGGAUAUGCUGCUGGCAAAGUAUAGGAUCAAAGUAAAAAUAAGUAUUUUAUCUCAUUUGAUGUGUGAGGGGAAAUAACGCUAUGUUUGGUUGUGUGGAAGUUGCGCGUUGAUAGUUUGAAAACAAUAAACAACGUAAGCGUAAACAACCGCCCACAUAUGAAGUGACCGAACGAACCCGACCAUAAAUAUGCGAACCUGGCAAAUAAUCUUCCCCGGAUGACCGCUGCUGAGGCCGCCAGCAUUGGGCUAGUAUUCCAAAGGUCGUAAGUUAGAUUCCCACCUUGGCAUAUUUUUCAAGCUUGCCCGGUGUGGAUAUACUGUACACUCAGAGUAACAUCACAAACAUCAUCUUCACCUGAGUACAUAACACCAACACAGAAAAAUCAACAUCAAUAGUCUUUCUCAAGACUACACUAACCAGGGCAUGAAGAAUAUCAACUGACGUCAAAAUCUGAAAAUGUUAUAUAUUCUACCAAAUGAUUUGUAAUUUUUGGUGUUUGUCAUAAAGUAGUUUACCAAAAAAACCUCAAACAUUACUACCAUAGUCAAAUAAGGCGACACAAAAGCUUUACACAUCAAUAAUAAUGUACAAUUGUACAUUGAGGCACAAUGUUACGAAUCCGCUUUAAUUAAGGCCACUGGACUUGCGUUUACGUUCUUAAUUAACAAAUAAUAUCAAUAUAAUAUAAUAAUAUCAAGUAUAUAUAUAUAUAUAUAUAUAUAUAUAUAUAUAUAUAUAUAUAUAUAUAUACUUGUCAAUUUAUGUUCUCAAGCCGGUGUGGCUUCAAAAGUUGACUGCUGGAAUGCGCAAUCCAGUUACUGCUUGUGCAGGAAACUGAACUUUACGAUACUCAAGAUGCAAUCCACGACAUUUAAAAGAGAUGGCGGCAUGUCAAUUUUACCGUGAUCCCUUUGCACGCAGAAAAUUGUAUGUUUCUAAAAAAAUACCAGAAGACAGAGCAUUGAACGGACGCCAACAUUCGUACGAAGGACUAUCUAUUACUCACUAAAUUCAUGGGGAUACGUCAAACAUCUCUUACUGACACUGUCAUUAUAACCAAUUUAAGUUUGCAAAGGAGCAUGGCAAAAAUAACAUGCCGUCAUCGUUUUAUUCUGUGUUCGAUUUCACAACUCAGGAAAAAUAUCCAAUCUUAUUUGUCCACAGGUGAUACCAAUGGCAUUUUUCUUCAUUAUCGCUUUUGGAAUGGCAUUUUACGUAAUAAGAUCCGAAGAUGAAGGCUUUACUACGAUCCACAAUUCACUUUUAACGACUUUUGUAAUGAUGAAUGGUGAGCUGGAUUACCGUGACACUUUUUUGCUGAAUGGACCUAAUGAAUUUUAUACUCAUAUACAGAGAAUAUUUCUCGUUGUUUUUCUCAUUGUCGUUACGAUCGCAAUAAUGAAUCUAUUGACUGGUUUGGCUGUUGGCGACACAAGUGCGAUGCUAAAACGAUCAAAAGUGGAAAAACUACGGUAUAAGGUAUGAUCGUAAUGCAACUAAGAUUUUACACUGCAUGGUGUCCCUUUAAUUUAACCCUGGAUUCAGAGAUCUUCUGGUGUCACGCAUUAUGGCCUAAUUCCACGACGAGUGAAAUGCGAAAAAUUUCGCGCGAAAAGGUUGAACGCAUGCGCAACAUGAUUUUGGAGUGUUUCCCUGCGAAAUGUUUCUCUUCGCCGGGUAGUUGAAUUCGUUUCUACUCCUGCGAAAUGGAAAUUAUUAUUAUUAUUAUUAUUAUUAUUAUUAUUAAACCUUAUUUAAUGAGGGAUUACAUUGAUUACUUAAUAGUAUUCUUCCCAAUGGCCCUCGAUGUCUAAUAUGAAAAUCUUAUUGAGAGUAUUAACAUUGACAAUGAGUAAUAUGCUUACAUUCUUGCCUCGUCUGAUAAUUAUGAUGAACUGGUGGAACUAUUAAAUUCUGAUUUGAAAAAUAUUAGUAGAUGGCUCUCGGAUAACAAACUGCAACACCAUACUACUAAAACUAAGCUAAUGUUCAUAGGCUCCCGGUACAAUAUCAAAAAUAAAAUUGGAGAUAAAUUAGUGACCUUUAAGAAUAAACCAUGCAUUAAAACGGUACAGAUCUUUUAAAUGUUUAGGAGUUGAGUUGGAUGAACACCUUAGUUGGGAAGUUCACAUUAAUGCAAUCUGUAAAAAGGUUGGUGCAUGGAUAGGAGUUUUAAAACGAACAAAACCAUUCGUCCCCAAUGAAACCCUGCACAUCAUCUAUAAGGCAUUAAUUCUGCCAUACUUUGAUUAUUGCUCCCCUUUGUGGGAUAAUUGCGGAAUUGUACUAAAAGAAAAACUACAGAGAUUCCAAAAUAGAGCUGCAAGGGUGUUGACGGGAGUAAGUUAUGAUACCAACUCCUCUGAGCUCCUUGAACGGCUUAACUGGAAAAAUCUUGAAAACAGAUUUAGAUUUAAUAAAGUGGUUCUGGUAUACAACAUUCUUAAUAAUGGUACUGCCCCCUGUCUUCGAGAAUUCUUUUCUGCACGAAGCAAUAAUGAUAAUGACUAUCAUCUCAGAAAUUAUGAUACAGAUCUCUCACUUCCAAAACCUAAGAAAGAAUUUCUUAAAAGAAGCUUUAGGUAUAGUGGAGCUGUACUGUGGAAUAGUCUUUCUGCUGAGGCUAAGUCUGCUCAUUCGAUUUAUUGUUUCAAAAGACUUAUUUGAAUCUUGUUUUUAAUUGUUAUUCCAUUUGUAACUACACAUUAUGUUCUGGGUAAUAUUCUUUUUGGGUCUGUGGGUUAAUUAGUUUUUUCUUCAUUUUUAUAUACUUGUAAAUAGCUAAAUAGACGCCCCUCAUGAAAACCAGCCGUAUAGCUGAUGAGGAUAGCGUCUCUAAAGAAAUUAAAUACAUACAUACAUACAUUCAAUACAGCGGAACUUUUUAACGUGAUCCACUUCAUAAUUCAAUUGAAGAAAGUAGGUUUGAACUUCUUUUUAUAGGAAUUAAUUGAGUGGUUUUCAAUAUCUUUUAAUUCGAAAUAGCGGCGAAGCAAGUCAAAUGCUUUUCUUUUGCAUGACAUCAUUCUAAAAGCCAUUUUUGUUUUGAUGUCAUUCAAAAAUCGGGUGUUUUUUCCUCUACUGUGGAAAUUACUGACGAGAGAAAAUUUUGGCACAAGUGUGUUUUUGCGCAAAAUGUUUCGCAUUUCGCUCGUCGUGGAUUUAGGCCUGUACAGCUUCGGCGAAACAGGAAACCACCUGAUCCAGGGUAAAAGUUGCUGUAAGAAUCCCUAUGGCCCGUUUACACUAAGCGCUUUUUGCUGCGAUUUUCGUCUCCUGAUGUAUGUGAAAGAGUAGAUGAGUUAUGAAUGUUCACAUGAGGCCUCGUACAUGUACUCAGAACAUUCAUAACUUAUUUACUCGUUCACAUGCAUCAGAAGAAGAAAAUUGCACAGAAAUCGCAGCGAAAAUUGCAAAUGUAAACGGGCCUUUAGAAUCGGACAUUGUUACGUCAGAUUGCUAUAUAGCUGAAAUUUUGCAGGGUGCAAAGCGGGCUCUCAUUGGUUGCAUCCCCACUCACGUAGCCCCGAUAAAUCGCGAUUUAUCCCGAGCAGGCAGAACUUCAGGAAUUGUGGUAGCAUCUGAAAGCGGAACCUUCUUAGCCCAGGAAGAUUCCUUUGGCUUUUUACUGGUUUUCGUAUUGUUCAGUUGGACAGUUGAAGUGAAUUUCGCAGCGGCGUAAAUAUGGGCUUCCGGCAACGUGGAGUGAAUGCCCCCAAAGCUACGGAGCGCCUAGCCACAGAAUAAAGACAUACAGAAGGUCGACUCGAGUAACCGCUAUUAAGGCUGUCCACAAGAUGCUCGGCAACUUUCGAGCAACUUUUCCGACUUUUUUCUGUGGGGCAACUUCUUUUUUUUUAAGACAAUAAUAAUACAGAAUAACAACAUUGCAUAGUUGAGGUAUUACAAUUCAUGACGUGGAAAUGAUAGUUUAGCAAGGAGGCACAUUGUUCCAAAGCUCUGGCCGGGAAAUGGAAUCAUAGUGCGGUGAAAAUCUUUGGCAUAAUAAAGCAAUCAUCCAGGGAAAGGGAAAAUGAUGUUUCUCCCAUGUGUCGAAUGAAGCUGUUGGAGUUGUUUGAUGACCCUCAUGCCAGUGCUCGUGACUUAGAACUUGAACUUGCUACAAUGACUACAAUGGUUGAUGAUGGUAAGCACUUUGUUUUAGCAACAUAUUACCUUGAAGGGGAUGCCCUAGCGUUUGUCAGCUUUAGCCAUUAUGGCAUGCAUUACCCUCGGUUUCAGAUUCUUCCAGCACAAUCAGUGUGGAAUUUCAUGACACGGUCCGUGCAUUCAAAACUGCUCGAUUGUGCUGCCCAGUGAAAGUGCAAGAACUACAUCCAAAUGCAUCCUCUGUCCAGGAACUGAAGCAAUUCGGAUUUUUUACUUGAUGCUGCGAUUGCAGAACUUGUUGAAGAGCUUCCAAAUUAUUUGGCCAUCGCAGAUGGUGUAGCAAUUGAAACAGAAGAGGGGAAAGUGAAGUGGUGGUCUGAUCAUGAGAUGACUUUUCCUAGUUGGUCAACAUCAGUUAAGAAGAUCUUGUUAGUACAACCUAGUUCUGCUUCAGCUGAGAGAGUGUUCAGUUUGCUUCACAAUGCAUUUAACAGACAGCAAGAUGCAGCGUUGGAAGAAACUGUCAAGAUCUCAGUCAUGCUAAGAUACAACAAGCUAGCAAGAUGGCUGAAACAUACACAGUAAUAAGAAUCACAGAGCACAAAAUGUAUUUUUAGGUAUGACUGAUUGUUGUGUUACUCGUUCUAGCAAGUUGAAAGUUCAGGAGUUAGAAACAGUGAACAAUUGUCCUUUGGUUAGGUAAUUAGCCACUUCUUGUAGUUAAUAAAUGAAAACCAAGAUUAAAAUUAUUGAACAACUUCUGAGCAUUAACUUUUAGAUUUUUUGAGCAACUUUUUGAGCACUUUCUGGGAAAUUUUGAGCAACUUUUUUAAAAAAUUUGGAGCAUCUUGUGGACAGCCUUAGCUACCACGCCAUGAUUCAUCAUCAAAAUGCUGACGCCAUGGGCAUAGCCAGUGCGCUUAUGAGAGGCAUUACCCUCCUGGACGUCCACAAUUUUCAAUAUUUUCAGGGGGGUGAAUGCCUCUCAAACGCGUACUGGCUAGGCCCAUGGCGUCAGCAUUUUGAUGACGAAUUACGGUUAUGCCAAAAUCAUUGAAAGAUCAUAUGGAAAACCAAGAAGUCUGGCUUCUGUAUAGUCUAUUCUGUGGCCUAGCCUUCCCCUGUGAGAUCCAGGGGGCAACACGUCGGUGGUGCACAGGGGGUUCCCCGUGAAACGCUGAAAAUAUAAGCACUUUGAUAGUAAUUUAGAGGCGAAUACAGAAAUCAAGACGAAUGAUUUCAAAGAGUCUUGGGUGGUAAAAAAUCUCUGGGUUCUGGACGUCUACUAGGCAUUUUAGCUCUUAUAGGUUUUAGAGAUGAAUAUAGAAUAUUUAAGGUUUCUGGUAUUUUCUUCCGGGAUCAUUCAAAACAACAGUACAAAGAAAGGACCUAUAGCCAUAUUCCCUAAUGAACAAAAUUUUGAUCUAGACAAAUCUAGACAAAAAUUUUAUCACAGUUUGAAGGAAAAUCACAAAAUUAGUAAUAUACCGAAGUUUCGUUGCGAAAUGUUGUAAAAUGCGGAUAAUAUAGCCCUGCGAAGUUUUCCGUUUUUCAGUCGCUUUGUAUUACUCACGGGAAAUUGGUACCUUUUUUCAGAAAGGUCCAUUAACUAGAGCCAAAAAAUAAUGUAAUUGCGCUCUAUACACUGUAAAGAGCACACAACUUUUGACUUUAAUUGACCGCCAGCUACUUUGUUUAGUAAAAAUGUUUAGAUUAUUUCACAACUGGUAUACAAUUAAGAUCAUCGUGGUGUCCCUACCGUCUCCUCUUUUGCUCAUGUUUGUUUACGGGAUCUCUUAUAUUUAUAACUGUAAACCAGACUAGGCGAAGCAUAAUAAAUAAAUAAGUAAAUAAAUACACAUUUGUCGUCACAAUUCCUGAUGUGAUCGGGGACAGGAAUUCUCCAAUUCUUACGUUUCGUCCGACAAGGCUAAUCAUGAAUAUUUUUUAUUUUAAUUUUUAGGCUAAUCUUGUGAUUACUUUAGAACGAAGUCUUCAUAGUUUUCCUUUGGCAUCUCCUCCAAUUGUUUAUGAGCUAGGAGAGAAGUGGGAUCCAACGAGACUGUCGUUGCUGCCGAGGCUGUGGAAAACGAUGACCAACGAGGAUAACGAAGCCGACGAAGAAGACGUGGUUAACUUAAAGCAAAUUGAGGAUCGAUUGAAAACAAUAUCGGAGACCAGUGAAGCCCGGGAGAAAGAACUUGGAGAAGAAAUCAUAAAUUUGAAAAACCAACUUGUCUGUGAAGUCAGUGUAGCUAGAGGAAAGACAGUGGAAGAGCAAUUAAAAAAUCUUUCAGAAAUCAGUGAAGCCAAAGUGAAGAGUCUCGAAGAGCGACUGAAAUCAUUUUCUGAAACCUAUGAAGUCAGGGAAAGGAAUACUCAGGAACAACUGAAACAUCUUUUAGAAGUCAGUGAAGCCAGAGGAAAGAAACUUGAAGAGCAGUUAAACAAGAUACAAACUAUAUUAGAAAUUAUGGAAAGUAAUGUAGCGCCGGCGUUCAAUCAAAGUUAGGCAGGAUUCCAUACAAAACUUGAUCGUGAAAGCACUUGAAAUUAUGAUAUAAUUCGUUGAAUUUACAAAAAAGUGCUUGAAAGUCUUUGAAUCUUUCUUACUUCACUUUUUGUGACGUUUUCUGAAAUUGUCGGCACAUUUUUUAGCACAGUUUUUCACGCUCAGUUGGCAGAGCAUUGGGCUAGUAUUCCAAAGGUCGUAGGCUUGAUUUCCACGUACCGUGGUCACGCAUAUUUUUCAAGCUUGCCCGGUGUGGAUAUUCAGCCAUAUUUUGUCGCCUUGUUUGCUUUUUAUCGCCGAAUCUCGCAAAUCUAAUCCAGUUGUUAUACUUUUACAUAAUCAAAAAAUGGCUAAAGAAGAUUUCAACCAAGUUUCAUCAAGUUUUGAAACAGUGCAGUGUAUUUUAUCUUCGAUAUUGUGUCCUUCGAUAUUUCGUGAAAUAUGGCGCUAUAUUGCAAUCGCUCUCCGCGUCUAUGCCCGAUAAAUGCUACUUCUUCGUCGUCCUAUGUAUUCAGAUUACAGUAUAUCCAAGAGUACUUCAUUGUAGAAUAGUCCCAAUUGAACUGGAAAACUCUUGCUUCAAUGCGAGACAUACACAAAUUAACUAUGAUAUAAAAAAAACACACUGAACUGGAAAACUCUUAAUGCUGAAAUGCGAGACAUACACAAAUUAACUAUGAUGUAUAAGACAUUAAAUAAUUUGGCA